Hansenula ciferrii is the source of this 642-nucleotide messenger RNA. It is a transcript of the gene YRB1, whose product is annotated as Ran GTPase-binding protein YRB1. The record is from RefSeq and is a predicted model, not a curated record. NCBI's taxonomy places the organism in Eukaryota, Fungi, Ascomycota, Saccharomycetes, Phaffomycetales, Wickerhamomycetaceae. Gene Ontology annotation, biological process: protein import into nucleus. Bases 1 to 642 code for a protein of 213 amino acids. The transcript has a single exon. Gene Ontology annotation, cellular component: nuclear pore; cytoplasm. Gene Ontology annotation, molecular function: GTPase activator activity.
AUGUCUGACGAAACUAAACCUGUUGAAACACCAAAAGUUGAAGAAAAAUCAGCAACCACUCAAAACCCUCCAACUUCAAACGUUUUCUCCAUGUUUGGUGGUGGCGCUAAAAAGAAGGAACAACCAAAAGAUGAAGAUAAAGAUGAAGAAAAAUCAAAAGAUGAUGAAAAAUCAAAAGAUGAAAAAAAAGAUGAUGAUGAAGCUGAUGAAACUGAACCAAAUGUUGAUUUCAAACCUUUAGUUCAUUUAGAAAAAGUUGAAGUUAAAACUAAUGAAGAAGAUGAAGAAGUUUUAUUUAAAGUUCGUGCUAAAUUAUUUAAAUUUUUUGCUGAUUCAAAAGAAUGGAAAGAAAGAGGUACUGGUGAUGUUAAAUUUUUAAAACAUAAAACUACAAAUAAAGUUCGUUUAUUAAUGAGAAGAGAUAAAACUUUAAAAGUUUGUGCUAAUCAUUUCAUUUCUGCUGAUUAUGAAUUAAAACCAAAUGUUGGUUCUGAUAGAUCAUGGGUUUAUAACGUUACUGCUGAUGUUUCAGAAGGUGAACCUGAAGCUGCAACUUUAGCUAUUAGAUUUGGUAAUAAAGAAAAUGCUGAUAAUUUUAAAGCUGAAUUUGAAAAAGCUCAAGAAUUAAACAAAAAAAAAUAA